Molecule: messenger RNA, 241 nt
Organism: Cylicostephanus goldi
Lineage: Eukaryota; Metazoa; Nematoda; Chromadorea; Rhabditida; Strongylidae
Source: the annotation of a GenBank genome assembly
CAGGACAGCACACCUGCGCACAAGGCGAAUGUUGUUCAAGCAUGGUGUCAGAGCAGCUCAAGAACUUCAUUAGCCUGCAGAAUGGCCUCCGUAUUCGUCGGAAUUCAAUCCCCUCGAUUGCAGCGUCUGGUCAGCUCUUGAGGCCAAAGCCUGCGCUCGCCCAUACAAGACUUGUCUCCGAGCCUGUGUUGGCGCCAAAGGAGGAAUCUUUGAAAUGUGAAGGUAUUAAUAUGAAGUAAAC